AUGAGCUGUCUCAGAAAUGGAUUAAAACACAGAACAAUUCGCAUGGAUUUCUGCGUUGUUUUUUGGAUGUUUUGACAGUGGAAUAUGGCAGAAAUGGUCGAAACAGCAUAUCUGUCGUGGAUUAUUUUUGCUUGGGCUUGGUGUCUUCUCAGCAUAGUGAAUGGGCAGGUUGUGUACUCCGUAUCGGAGGAGAGCAAUCCGGGGACAACGGUGGGUCAUUUAGCCAAAGAUUUGAACCUCAAUGUACAAGACUUGGAGCUCCGGGGAUUUCAGCUUGUUUCGGGACCUAAUACAAGGUAUUUCGAUUUAAAUAUGAAAACUGGAGUUCUUCAUAUUAAAGACAGAUUAGACCGUGAAGAGCUGUGUGGACGGACUUCGAAAUGUGCCUUGGAAUUAGAGGCUAUUGUUAAUUCACCGUUGAAUAUGUAUCGUUUUGAGGUGAAUGUGUUAGACAUAAAUGACCACGCGCCAACAUUUCGCUCUGCAAAAAGAGAACUGAAUAUUUCUGAAUCUGCUACUCUUGGAGACAGAUUUGCAUUACCGAGUGCGUAUGAUCCUGAUGUGGGCAGUAACUCGGUAAAGAGCUACAAGCUGAGCCCGAAUGAACACUUCUCUCUGGAUGUACAGAGCGGAGGAGAGCAGAGUGUAUCUGCUGAGUUGGUGCUGCAGAAAGCUUUAGACCGAGAGAAACAGCCUGUGGUCCAGCUCAUACUGACCGCUGUAGACGGAGGGAAACCUCCCAGAUCAGGGACUUUAAAUAUAAAAGUAAAUGUAAUGGAUGUGAAUGAUAACACCCCCGUGUGCGAUAAACCACUUUAUAAGGCUCGAAUUUCGGAAAAUUCACCAUCUGGCACAUCUGUUAUUACAGUUCAUGCGAAUGAUGCGGAUGACGGGCCGAAUGGAGAAAUUGUUUAUUCGUUCGUAAAUCACGAUAAUGACGGAAUAAUUGAUUCUUUCGCCAUUAAUUCUGAAAGCGGUGAAAUCACAGUGAAGGGAGAGCUGGACCACGAGAUAAACAGUGCAGCUGAAAUACGAGUCCAGGCAAAAGACAAAGGGCCAAAUCCGAGGUCAGCGUUUUGCAAAAUACUAGUUGAAAUACUUGAUGUCAAUGAUAAUUAUCCAGAAAUAUCUGUAACAUCACUAGUUAACGUCGUUACAGAAGAUUCGCCAGACGGAACAAUGGUCGGUUUACUAACAGUCAAAGAUAAGGAUGCCAAUAAAAACGGUGCUGCCAUGCUAAAGUUAGAAGGAUCUGUACCUUUUACUCUACAGAAUACCUAUAAAAAUAGAUAUUCUUUAACUGUGAAAGGACAUCUAGACAGAGAAACGGUGGCUCAAUAUAAUAUCACUAUUAUAGCGAAUGAUGAAGGGACCCCACCUCUCUCCAGCUCCUCUGUACUUACUGUUCAAGUUUCUGAUGUGAAUGACAACCCGCCGCGCUUUCCAGAGCCCGUCAUUAAUGUUUAUGUGAAAGAAAACAGUCAGAUAGGAGCUGUAAUUCAUACAGUAUCUGCUUUUGAUCCUGAUGUAGGUGACAAUGCCAGAAUAACAUAUUCGUUGCUAGAAAACUCUAAAAGCACCUCAGUUUCAUCUCUGGUGAACAUAAACUCUGACAGUGGAGAUAUUCACAGUUUACAGUCUUUUAACUAUGAAGAGAUGAAAACGUUUCAGUUUAAAGUUCAGGCCACAGACUCUGGAGCUCCUCCACUGAGCAGUAACGUGAGUGUGAACGUUUUUAUCCUGGAUGAGAAUGACAACAGUCCCGGGAUUCUCGCGCCCUAUUCUGAGCACGGCUCCGUUAACACCGAGAACAUUCCCUAUUCUGCUGAAGCGGGCUACUUUGUGGCCAAGAUCAGAGCUGUAGACGCGGAUUCCGGUUAUAACGCGCUGCUUUCUUAUCACAUCUCUGAACCCAAAGGAAACAACCUGUUCCGGAUCGGAAGCAGCAGCGGGGAGAUCAGGACUAAGAGGAGAAUGAGUGACAAUGACCUGAAAACCCACCCGCUGGUCAUUGUGGUCUCUGAUAGCGGAGAGCCCUCACUGUCAGCCACUGUGUCUAUUGAUGUUGUGGUGGUCGAAAGCACAGGUGACAUCCAGACUCAGUUCAAACACGCUCCGAUAAAGGAGGAGAGCUUCUCGGAUCUAAACCUGUAUCUGCUGAUCGCCAUUGUGUCGGUUUCAGUCAUCUUUUUACUGAGCCUCAUCAGUUUUAAUAGCAGUAAAAUGCUGCAGGACAGACGGCAGUUUCAGCAGGUACAGCGCCCCAGUGAUCACCACACACCCUGAUGGGAGCUGGUCUUACUCCAAAUCCACUCAGCAGUACGACGUGUGUUUUAGCUCCGACACUCUGAAGAGUGACGUAGUGGUUUUCCCUGCGCCAUUUCCGCCUGCAGAUGCGGAACUGAUCAGUAUUAAUGGAGGAGA
This is a messenger RNA of Colossoma macropomum (tambaqui), 2424 nucleotides long. RefSeq names its product protocadherin gamma-C3-like. Gene Ontology annotation, molecular function: calcium ion binding. Gene Ontology annotation, biological process: homophilic cell-cell adhesion. The record is from RefSeq and is a predicted model, not a curated record. NCBI's taxonomy places the organism in Eukaryota, Metazoa, Chordata, Actinopteri, Characiformes, Serrasalmidae. The transcript has a single exon. Gene Ontology annotation, cellular component: plasma membrane. The coding region runs from base 85 to 2286 and encodes 733 amino acids.